This is a messenger RNA of Phaedon cochleariae (mustard beetle), 4224 nucleotides long. The record is from the annotation of a GenBank genome assembly. Lineage: Eukaryota; Metazoa; Arthropoda; Insecta; Coleoptera; Chrysomelidae.
GUUCUAUGGUUCUCUUCUCCUUCAAUUUUUGAAGUCCGGUAAUUUUCUCUUUUCAUUUGGACUUUUGAGAAGAAAUAACCUCUUCUCGGUCCAUUGAAGCGGCCACCAAGUUGAUUUAACAAAUCAACUACUUUCAAGAACAUCUAUUGAAACUAUCGAACAUCAUGACCUACGGCGACGGUGGAUUCAAAGGCCGCGAAAACGGUUAUGGUGGCGGCGGUGGCCGUAGCUAUGGGGGCUCCAGUGGUGGGGGAGGUUUUAGGGGCGGUUCUGGCGGUGGGGGCGGUUUCCGUAACUCCAACUCAGGGGGUGGCUAUAGGAACGGUGGCGGCGGCGGCGGAGGUUUCGGAGGUGGGGACAGAUUCGGCAACUUGAACAACCAAGGGUUGAGACAAGUAGAAUGGGGCCGCAAAUCCCUGCAACCCUUCAAGAAGGACUUUUAUGUCCCUCACCCUAUCAUUGCUAACAGGUCUGCUUCCGAGGUGAACCAGUUUCGUGACAAGCAAGAAAUCACCGUGGAAGGUGAUGUACCUAACCCCAUUCAGAACUUCAACGAAGCUAACUUUCCUGACUAUGUUUUGAGUGGAAUUAAGAGUCAAGGGUAUGAACAACCUACUGCUAUUCAAGCACAGGGUUGGCCUAUUGCCAUGAGUGGCAGUGACAUGGUUGGAAUUGCACAAACUGGUUCGGGGAAAACCUUGGCUUACAUCUUGCCUGCUAUCGUCCAUAUCAACAACCAGCCCCAGAUCAGCCGUGGAGAGGGCCCCAUUGCCUUGGUCCUAGCCCCCACUAGAGAGCUCGCCCAACAAAUCCAACAGGUUGCCAAUGAUUUUGGCAGCACCACCUAUGUCAGGAACACUUGCGUUUUCGGUGGAGCUCCGAAGGGGCCUCAGGCUCGCGACUUGGAACGUGGUGUUGAAAUCGUUAUCGCCACACCUGGCAGGCUUAUCGAUUUUCUGUCUAAAGGCACCACAAACCUGGAACGAUGCACUUAUCUGGUUUUGGACGAGGCUGAUAGGAUGCUGGACAUGGGAUUUGAGCCCCAGAUUCGCAAGAUUUUGGGCCAAGUCAGGCCGGACAAACAGACGCUCAUGUGGUCUGCUACUUGGCCCAAGGAGGUGAAGAAGCUGGCUGCAGACUUCAUGAAUAACCCCAUUCACAUCAAUGUUGGGUCUCCGAAUCUCUCAGCCAAUCAUAAUAUCAUGCAGAUUGUUGACGUGUGCCAAGAGCAUGAAAAGGAACAAAAAUUAGGAAAUCUCUUGCAAGAGAUUGGUAACAAUGGCGAGCCAGGCGCGAAAAUAAUCAUCUUUGUAGAAACGAAAAAGAAGGUCGAAAAUAUCACAAGAGGUAUUAGACGUUAUGGUUGGCCUGCAGUAGCGAUGCAUGGUGAUAAGAGCCAACAGGAAAGAGAUUAUGUGCUUAGGGAGUUCAGAUCUGGUAAAGCCACCAUUUUGGUUGCCACCGAUGUGGCUGCUAGAGGAUUAGGAAAAGGUCACACGAAACAUCCCAACUCAUCGACUAACCUGGUUCUAACUUGUACAUUAAGGAAAAAAGACCUCCAUGUGCAGCUAGAAGAGGACGAGCACGAAUCCUUCGUCCUGUCGACGAGUUCCAGCCAAGCAGGCGAAGCUGGAGACCAGGACUUCUAUACCUCCGGUGCUGACGACAACAGGGAGACCUGGGGCUCCAACACGGACUUCUUGCUUUCCAUCAUCGGGUUUGCUGUCGAUCUGGCCAACGUGUGGAGGUUCCCGUACUUGUGCUACCGGAACGGAGGAGGUGCCUUUUUAGUUCCUUACACGUUGAUGUUGGUAUUCGGGGCAGUACCAUUGUUCUACAUGGAACUUUUACUAGGACAAUUUUACAGACAGGGCCCGAUUAGUCUUUGGAGGAUAUGUCCUCUAUUCAAAGGAGUUGGAUUUUGUGCUGUUCUGGUAUCCUUUUAUGUAUCUUUCUACUACAAUGUUAUCCUUGCUUGGGCCCUCUAUUUCAUUGGAUCUAGUAUAACAUCAGAUUUGCCUUGGAUUCAUUGUAAUAAUACGUGGAACACCGAUAUUUGUUGGGACAGUAUGAAUCCCAAUGCAACGAAAAUCAUCAAGUUGAUCAACGACACUGGCAGGAAUAGCAGACAUACUCCUGCUUCUGAAUUUUUCAAUCGUAAAGUUUUGGAAAUGCAGUGGAGCGAUGGUCUACACGAUAUGGGCUAUCCAAAAUGGCAGCUAGUGGUGUGUCUCAUGAUUAUAUACUGUUUGUUGUACAUUUCCCUGUUCAAAGGAGUCAAAUCUUCAGGAAAAGUCGUUUGGGUCACAGCAACAAUGCCUUACGUUGUGCUGACUAUUUUAUUAAUAAGAGGGCUGAUGCUGCCUGGUGCAAUAUCUGGGAUAUCCUAUUAUCUCCAACCUGAAUUGUCCAAGCUGAAAGAGACACAGGUUUGGAUGGAUGCUGCUGUACAAAUUUUCUAUUCAGUUGGAGCUGGUUUUGGUGUUCACCUUUCUUAUGCAAGCUAUAAUACUUUCCACAAUAACUGUUACAGGGACUGCAUAAUAACCACCAUCAUCAACUGUUUCACAAGCUUCUUCUCUGGGUUUGUGAUAUUCACCUAUCUGGGAUAUAUGUCUUAUAAGCAGGGUGUUCACAUCAGUACGGUUGCAACUGAAGGACCUGGGUUGGUGUUUCAAGUGUAUCCAGAGGCAGUUGCUACGUUGCCAGGUUCCCAAUUAUGGUCCAUAUUGUUCUUUUUCAUGCUGAUAAUGUUAGGUGUAGACUCCGCUAUGGGUGGACUGGAAUGUGUGAUCACUGGUUUGAUGGAUGAGUUUUCAGGGUUCUUCAGGAAUAGGAAAUAUUCUAGGGAAAUAUUCACGUUCUGCAUCAUCAUUUGUUCAUUUAGCGUUGCCCUGAUCAAUGUAACACCAGGAGGUAUCUAUAUGUUUCACCUGUUCGACACCUAUUCAGCUGGAAUAUCUCUGCUUUGCUCAGCAAUUUUCGAAGCUGUUGCUGUUUCAUGGUUCUAUGGAUUGGACAGGUUUUCCCAAGAUGUAGAAGCUAUGCUAGGAUCGAAACCAGGACUGUAUUGGAGAAUUUGUUGGAAAUUCAUCAGUCCAAGUUUUAUAAUCUGUGUGGUUAUGUUUGGACUAUUUCACCAUCAGUCACUCCAAUACAACGAAUACUUUUACCCCCCAUGGGCUGAAUGGGUUGGUUGGGGCCUGACAUUAUCGUCGAUCAUCAUGAUACCAUUGUUCGCAAUAAUACAAAUAAUCAAGACCAAAGGUACUUUCAAGGAGAAAUUAGCAUUGAGUAUCUCGCCACUGGAAGAACAUGAAGAAAUUAGAAGAAGUAAGCUAACAAGUAGAUUCAAAGCCAAACAUUGGUUGUACGUAUAAGGUAGUCCAAUACUGAAACCAUAUACAAGUUAUGUCAGAAAUUGAAGGAUUAAACGAUCAGUAUUGAGAUAUAUCUUGUUUGGAUGCAAUUGAAUUCAAACACUCCCUGUAGUUGGUCAGAGUGGUCAAAUGAAAGGAAGUGUUGUAGCCUUCAGCAUUUCUUUGUUUGAUACCAUUUUGUAAUUUUUGAGACCAGAUAAUUUCUAUGACUACCUGUAGCCACUUUAUUUAUGGUAAUCGAUUUUGGUACACUUUAUUGGAAUAUACUGUACAUACUUUUUUAUAUAACUCCCUAAAAUACUGGAUAUGUGUGGAGAAUAAUAAGAAAUUGAAUUGAGUAUGCAAUGUUCUGAAUUUGAUGUGAUGUAGUUUAACAACAAUAGUACCAAGUGUAGAAAAUGAGUUUAUAUAUAUAGAUUAACAGACGAAAAUUAGUAUAGAUAAGGACUUUCUCAAGGUUUCCUAUGGAAAUUUUACUUUGUAGUUCUAACUAGAAAUUUUAGGACAAAAACAUUAUCGAAUAUGGUGUAUACUCCUUCUAGGGAUCCAUCUUUGAUGUGAAUAAAAUCAAAAUUCUCUAACAGAAUUGAUGAACAUUUUCAGUUUUUGUAAUAGGAAAUAUUAGUAUCUUGAGCUGAAUGGUACUAAUGUAGAUCAAUAUUUAUUGUAGAGAAUAAUAUUUGUUCUAUGCAUUUUUAAAAAUUUUAGGUUUAUAAUAAAGAUUUAUUGUGAUAUCAAAAUUUUCAAUGAAUGCCUUCCUUGUUGAAAUAUUUUGAUUAGAGCCUAUAUAUUAUUGAAUUGUUGUUCGAGAGUUUGUAAUAUAAUAUAGUUAUAUAAAAAUUGU